Messenger RNA from Panicum hallii, 708 nucleotides. Its product is annotated as 60S acidic ribosomal protein P3. Gene Ontology annotation, cellular component: ribosome. Lineage: Eukaryota; Viridiplantae; Streptophyta; Magnoliopsida; Poales; Poaceae. The transcript has 2 exons. The record is from RefSeq and is a predicted model, not a curated record. The coding region runs from base 89 to 451 and encodes 120 amino acids. Gene Ontology annotation, molecular function: structural constituent of ribosome. Gene Ontology annotation, biological process: translational elongation.
CUAGGGUUUCCCCCCACCAGCCUCCCAAGCCUCCGCCUCCCCUGCCUCCUCCGCCGCCGCGCGCGCAGACGACCAGCGACCCGCAGGCAUGGGCGUGUACACCUUCGUGUGCCGCAACUCCGGCGGCGAGUGGACGGCCAAGCAGCACUCCGGCGAGAUCGAGGCCUCCGCCGCCACCCCCUACGAGCUGCAGCGCCGCCUCGUCGCCGCCGCCUCCGCGGUCGACUCCGCGUGCGGCGUCCAGUCCUCCUUCUCCAUGGUCUCCCCCAGCUCCGCCGUCUUCCAGGUGAUUGUUGGUGCUGUUGGUGGGGGUGCGAUGAUCAGUGGAGGUGCUGCUGUUGGUGGUGCUGCUGCCUCUGGUGGUGGUGCGGCUGAGGCCCCCAAGGAGGAGAAAAAGGAAGAGGAGAAGGAAGAGAGCGAUGAUGACAUGGGUUUCUCCCUGUUCGACUAGAUUAUCUAGCUCCCAUAAGUGGUGGUUUGGUCCUAUUGCGGUACUUAAUUUUGCUGUCCUGUUGACACGAGCCAGUGGCUUGUGAACCUGAAAACUCUGUUAAAUUGUUACAAGCAAUCCCUGAGUUCCCAGUUCAUGUGAGGAUUUGGCUAUGUUGUUUAGAAUCAAAUAUCUCUGUUCUCUUGUUCUUGUGAUUUCUCUUGUGUGGGUUAGCGCAGAUUGUCCAGACUGGGCUACAAGCUUGAGUGAGGAGGUAA